CGCGGCCGCCCCGCUCCGGCGCCGUGCGCGGCGCCGCCGGAGCAGGAGCAGGAGCGACUCCCGCUGCUCCCGGCGCGUCCCUCCUCCUCCUCCUCCUCCUCCUGCCUGGCACCGCGUGCCGGCGGCGGGUGCACGGUGACCUUACGGAGCGUGCAUUACCUCACAGGAUCUGAUGUGAGCACUCUGAGGCAGAAGAAGCAGGGAACAGAGCAAGCGGUCGGAGGAGCAUCAUUUCUACGGAAUGAUUGAAGAUUGUGGGAAAAGAGGAAAUACCAUGGCAGAAAGAAGGCAGCUGUUUGCAGAAAUGCGGGCUCAGGAUCUGGAUCGCAUUCGUUUGUCCACCUACCGAACAGCAUGCAAGCUUAGAUUUGUUCAGAAGAAAUGCAACUUGCACCUGGUGGACAUCUGGAAUGUGAUAGAAGCCUUGAGGGAAAAUGCACUGAACAACCUAGACCCCAACAUCGAACUGAACGUGGCCCGCCUGGAGGCUGUGAUUUCAACAAUCUUCUACCAGCUCAACAAACGGAUGCCAACGACUCACCAGAUCAACGUGGAGCAAUCCAUCAGCUUACUGCUCAACUUCUUGCUAGCAGCCUUUGAUCCGGAAGGACAUGGUAAAAUUUCCGUUUUUGCUGUCAAAAUGGCCUUGGCAACACUUUGUGGAGGAAAAAUCAUGGACAAAUUAAGAUAUAUUUUCUCAAUGAUUUCCGACUCCAGUGGAGUGAUGGUUUAUGGCAGAUACGACAUGUUUCUGCGGGAGGUUCUCAAGCUGCCCACAGCUGUUUUUGAAGGACCUUCAUUUGGUUAUACUGAGCAGUCAGCAAAAUCCUGUUUCUCACAACAGAAAAAAGUCACAUUAAACACUUUCUUGGAUACUCUCAUGUCUGAUCCCCCGCCACAGUGUCUAGUGUGGUUACCACUUCUGCAUCGACUGGCAAAUGUUGAAAAUGUCUUCCACCCCGUCGAGUGUUCCUACUGCCACAGCGAGAGCAUGAUGGGGUUUCGCUACCGCUGCCAGCAGUGUCACAAUUACCAGCUCUGUCAGGACUGCUUCUGGAGGGGCCAUGCCAGCGGUUCCCACAGCAACCAGCACCAAAUGAAAGAGUACACGUCAUGGAAAUCACCUGCUAAGAAGCUAACUAAUGCACUUAGCAAGUCUUUAAGCUGUGCUUCCAGCCGUGAACCUUUGCACCCAAUGUUCCCUGACCAGCCUGAAAAACCUCUAAACCUGGCUCAUAUUGUGCCCCCCCGACCUGUAACCAGCAUGAACGACACACUCUUCUCCCACUCUGUUCCCUCGGGAAGUCCCUUUGCAAACAGAAGGUUACUUGGGGGUAUAAAUGCAGCCAGUCCUGUGGCUGAUGAGCAUUCUCUUAUAAAGCUGUAUGUAAAUCAGCUUCACAACAAUUCACGCGUGCUCGACAGCGCAAGUCGCCUGGAUGAAGAACAUAAGCUGAUCGCCAGGUAUGCAGCAAGGCUGGCAGCAGAAACUUCUUCAUCACAGCAGAGUCAGCAGAGAGGAGCAUCAGAUAUCUCCUUCACCAUUGAUGCAAACAAGCAACAAAGGCAGCUGAUUGCAGAGCUUGAAAAUAAAAACCGAGAAAUCCUACAGGAGAUCCAGAGGCUGCGACUUGAACAUGAGCAAGCAUCUCAGCCCACACCAGAGAAGGCACAACAAAAUCCCACUCUCCUUGCAGAGCUCCGGCUGCUGAGACAGCGGAAGGAUGAGCUGGAACAGAGGAUGUCUGCUCUCCAGGAAAGCCGGAGGGAGCUUAUGGUUCAGUUGGAAGGCCUCAUGAAACUGCUAAAGACCCAAGGGGCAGGGUCCCCACGUUCCUCACCCAGCCACACGAUCAGUCGACCUAUUCCAAUGCCCAUCAGGUCUGCCUCUGCCUGCUCCACCCCAACCCACGCACCUCAGGACUCUCUGACCGGAGUGGGAGGAGACGUGCAGGAAGCCUUUGCACAAAGUGCAAGACGAAACUUAAGAAAUGAUCUGCUGGUAGCAGCAGAUUCAAUCACCAACACCAUGUCUUCUUUGGUCAAAGAACUAAAUUCUGAAGUGGGCAGCGAGACAGAAAGCAACGUGGAUUCUGAAUUUGGACGGACUCAUUUUGAUGACCUGGUUCCAUCCCCGACGUCUGAAAAGGCUUUCCUCGCGCAGAUCCAUGCCCGGAAGCCAGGGUACAUCCACAGCGCUGCUGCCACUGGCUCCAUCCGUAGUGACAUGGUUACAGAAGAUGGAGACCCCUAUGUCAGAGCAGAUGAUGAAAAUUAUGAGAAUGACUCUGUCCGCCAGCUGGAGAACGAACUGAAAAUGGAGGAGUACCUGAAGCAGAAGCUGCAGGAUGAGGCAUACCAGGUCAGUUUGCAAAGUUGAGUGCAAUAUCCUUCUCUCUCCUCUCAAGGAAGCUGCAGUCAGACAGACAAUGACAGCUACGUAAGAACUGAUGAUGAGGAGAGCUGCUUUCGGACAGACGAUGAAGAAAACUCAGCUGCAAACUUCACAGAAGAAUGGAACCAAGAGGUGCAGCGUCUGUUGACAAAAAAAUCACAUAACUAAGUUCUGAGGACUGUAGCACAGUACUUUUGUUCUAAGAGUUGUAGUUUGUAGAUGUGUGUUUUUGACAACAAGGCUUUUGUUUAAAGCUAACUUAUAUUAGCUACAUCUUCUGUAACAUGGCUCAUUACUGGUGAAGCAAACAGACUGACGUACGUACUGCUGUUACACAGGACAGCGGUAUUAAUAACUCACGUGAACCCUUUGCACAUGAUAUUGAACCUGUUCAGUUUACAAUGACAAUACUGUUUAUAGAUAGAAAUUUGAUUUCUGAAUACUUUGAGAUUUUAGUAGAUUGGUUUACUAUAUACUGUACAUUUUUUUCCACAGAUGAAAUAAAAAGCGACAAUUAUGCAUUUAACACUGAAUAAUAAUACUCCUGAGUGUAUAUAUCUAGUAGCCCAAAAAACAAAGUACCAGACUAUCUUUUGCAAUUUGUUUGCAAGUCUUUAAAUUAAGGCUUAUACAAAAUGUACUAAAAUAAUGAUUAUAAUAAUAUAAUUAAUAAUAAUAAUAAUAAACUUCUCUAAUUUAGGGCUAACGUGUAACUUAGGAAUGUUUCUUUCAAAAUAAUCUAACAAAUCAGCCAUAGAAGUUAGUGUAAAUAUUUUUUUUCCAAAUAGAUAUCAUAUACAAAAGGUGACAUUCAAAUGAUAUAGAAUCUAGUUUUUAAAUCAGCACAGAUCUUCUUAAAACUGUGAACUAUGUUUUGAAAUACUCGUUGCUAAAGCUGUUUAUAAACCACAGGUGCCAUAAGAUCCCUGAACUGACUGAUGUUACGUAUAAUCCUCCAUGGUAUUGUUUCAUUGAUGUUUUAGCUUUAGUAGGCAUGUGUUCAACAAACCGGCUCUUUCCAUCUCUCUGCCCCUCCUCUCCUCCCCGCCCCCCUUCAUUAUGUUAUUUUCGAGGCCUUCAGCUUUAAAUGUACAGGCUUAAAGUGCGCUUGCAACUGUUCUCUUUUGAUUUCCGAAUGUGUACUGCCUUAGCCAGCCACCAGAUGUUCUGCAUGCUCUCUUGGAAAUGUGUGGUGAGAACUCCUUCAGAGCUGGAUGGAGAAAUAGCGAUCAGUGAAAAGCACAAGAAGAGCGGUGGAUUUUUUCAGAAGGACAGCCAUACAGUUACAGAAUUGGAGAUUGGUCUGGUUUAGUGAUUUUUUUCAGUAUCAAGGCAUUUCAGGAGAAAGGAGACUGACCUGGCCAUUGUGGGUUAGACAGUGAGACUGCUGGCUAAGAAGUGUUUGCUCUGCUGUGACUACAAACCUACAGAUACCCUGAGCAGGGAUUGACACAAAUCAGCUGUAACGUGCUCCCCAGAGCACACUGCUUGGAAAUAAAGGUGACACCCGUAUGGCACAUAGCACUGCCCUGCAGAGAAACCAGAGCCAGGCCCUCAAGAGCUGGAGUAGCAGCGGCCAGGGACACCAGGAGAUGUUCCAUGCUGGCUGCCCAGCCCUCCUGAGCUGCGCAGUGUAUGAGCUCAGGACCACCUCUGUGCCAAGGUAAUUUUACUGCCCUAAUACAACGUUAGGCUUCCAGUACCUGGCUGAUCUGAAGUGACACUGUCUAACAGCCCUAAAAACAGUGGUGUUUCAUACAGAUAUUUCACACCAGCACAGUUUGCCUACAGCAAGUGAUGAGAUACCCAUCUAAAGCAGGUGAACAUGGCUUGUCUGUCCUUGCUUUCAUGGUGACGUGGAUGUGCGCUGCCGUAUUUACCUGAGAUUGUAGCUCGACCCAGUGAGUCCACUUGUUUGCAUGCACUCUCCAGGCUCAUGGCUGUUUCCCUGGGCACUAUGUGUUAGGGAAUGAGUAUCUGUAUGAAAGAGCUGCUGCCGUUUUUCACUUCCAUAUCGUUUUAUUGCGUACGCAGAUCUCUUGUCCACAUCUCCUUGCAUAUCUGGGCUUGGUCUCAGACAUCCAAAUGCAUACUAAGGGUUCCAGAUAUCUUCAUGUAAGCUUUUCAUUUUUGCAAUCACUGGUCUUUGCUCCUGGGGUAUGUGCCGUCCUGGCAAGGCAGGCACCAUAUCCUCCACUGCCUCCUCCUCCAACCUCCUCUCAGGAAUGGGUUAGCCUCCACUAGUGCCUAGCACUCCAUGUUUUAAGCUUCUCCAGUGAACCUGUAGACAUUGCUGUCAGCUCAGGAUUCCAGGCAAGCAUUUUCUGAACAGGAAGAAGACAAGCUAGAACACAGCUACAUGCAAUGGCUGAUUAAUUCUACCCAUGUCAUGUUUAACUGUACCCAGAGUAAGAGAUCCCUCUCAUCAUCUUAAUGUCUGCGUGCUCAUUAUCACUAUGCUUAAAAUAGAUGCAGUAAACUAAAUCCAUUGCAAGAGCUUCUAAACUAGGAGUAACGACUAAAGUUGACUAAUCAAGCACCUUUCUUUUAGGCUGGUGUCAACAAGGUGAUCCCUUAGAGCUGGAGUUCUGGGUCCCUUAUGCCCUGGAGCUCUGAGAUGAAGCACCUCUUACUUAGCUCUCCAAAUGUCUAUUUUAAGCAUUUUCCAACUGUUAAGCUGGCUGCAUUUUCACCCAGCUGGUCUUUUGUCUGUUUGUUGAAUAUUAUUUUGGUUGUGGUUUGCGGUCAUUAAAACAGUUACAGAAGAGGUCCCUGGCAUGGCCCUUUUCUUAACUACCAGUGGCCCACCACAGCAGUCAAAACUCCGGGUGGUUUUACUGUCACUGGAGGAAAACCAGUGGUUUGGAAUCAGGAGACAGGGAUGUGAAGAUGUAUAGGGUCCUUGAAUGUCCAAAGUGAAGGUGGAGAAUGGGUUGUCUGUAAGUAGUAAUGUUAACUAAACUGCAUAAAAAAGGUGUGUGGCCUUUGUUGUGAAAUAAUAUGUAUUUUCUUAUAUGCAUGAGCCAAAUUGUUGCAUCAUAAUUUAUCAUAAGUGUGUCCACCUUUACUUUCAGUCGUCAUCUUCUCCCAUCCUUAUUGGUUCUUGGCAAUUACUGUAGAUAGACCUUGUAAAUAUUGCAACCUCGGGUUGCUGUAAUCACGUUGGUUCAAUUCAGCAGACGGAGCUGUGAACAACAAGCACUCCACUGUGUCCUAAAGACAAAAGGGCAUUUUUACCUUUGAACCAAAAAAAAAGAAAAAAAAAAAAAGUAUGAGGAGUUACAUCUUGAGGCUACUAACUGUAAGACAUUUUUAAAGCUACUGUACUUGACACCACUUGAGACAGAUAUAGAGACACUAAAGAUGUCACGAUAUUCAUUGGUAUUGUAACAGAACUGCUAUUGUAUGGGGUUUUUGUAUUGCUGUUAAGUAUUGUUUUGUGUGUGUGUGUUGGAACCUACUGGGGACAUGUUAUAUUUUGAAGUGAUUAAACUAUUUAAUUGUGUGUCUAUAUUUUGGAAUGGAAUUAUUUCUUCAUUAAAAAGAUUUUUAAAAGGAA
Molecule: messenger RNA, 5954 nt
Organism: Myiozetetes cayanensis
Lineage: Eukaryota; Metazoa; Chordata; Aves; Passeriformes; Tyrannidae
Gene: DTNA
Product: dystrobrevin alpha
Exons: 22
Coding region: 242-2380 (712 amino acids)
Biological process (GO): synaptic signaling
Cellular component (GO): plasma membrane; synapse
Molecular function (GO): zinc ion binding
Source: RefSeq, a predicted model, not a curated record